UUGCGGCACAGGCCUCCCCUCCACCCCAGGGGAGGGUGGAGGCAUGGAGGGACCGGCUCCCCUUUGCCCCCACUGGCAGAGGCCCGGGAGCCGCCCCUCUGGCACCCAUAAAAGCAGCCAGGGCCGUGGCGGGCACUGUGGAGACAUGGCAGCUGGCCGGGUGCAAGUGGGGGUCCUGCUUCUGCUGGGCGCAGCCCUGUGUGCGGCACAGCCACGCGGUCGGAUCCUGGGGGGCCGGGAGUCAGGGCCCCACGCCCGUCCCUACAUGGUGUCCGUGCAGGUGGACGGCAAGCACGUGUGUGGGGGAUUCCUGGUGGCCGAGCAGUGGGUGCUGAGUGCUGCCCACUGCCUGGAGGACGUCGGCCCAGGGAAGACGGUGCAGGUGCUCCUGGGCGCCCACUCGCUGUCGCAGCCGGAACCCACCCAGCAGCGCUACGACGUGCUCCGCGCGGUGCCACACCCGGACAGCCGGCCUGACACCAUUGACCACGACCUGCUGCUGCUGCAGCUCCCGCAGAAGGCCACCCUGGGCCCCGCCGUGCAGCUCCUGGCGUGGCAGCGCAAGGACCGCGACGUGGAGGCGGGCACCCUGUGCGACGUGGCGGGCUGGGGCGUGGUGAGCCACACUGGGCGGCGGGCCGACCGCCUGCAGCACCUGACGUUGCCCGUCAUGGCCCGCGCCACCUGCAACCAGCGCACCUACCACGACGGAACCAUCACCCAGCGCAUGAUGUGCGCAGAGAGCAACCGCAGGGACAGCUGCAAGGGCGACUCCGGGGGCCCGCUGGUGUGCGGCGGCGUGGCGGAGGGCGUGGUUACGUCGGGCUCGCGCGUCUGCGGCAACCGCAAGCGGCCGGGCAUCUACACGCGCGUGGCCAGCUACGCCGCCUGGAUUGACAGCGUGAUGGGCGGCGCCGCCUGAGCCGCCCGCAAUAAAGCCUGCAGCAUCCGCCCGCCCGCCCC
Molecule: messenger RNA, 963 nt
Organism: Erinaceus europaeus (western European hedgehog)
Lineage: Eukaryota; Metazoa; Chordata; Mammalia; Eulipotyphla; Erinaceidae
Gene: CFD
Product: complement factor D
Exons: 5
Coding region: 44-922 (292 amino acids)
Biological process (GO): proteolysis
Molecular function (GO): serine-type endopeptidase activity
Source: RefSeq, a predicted model, not a curated record